This is a messenger RNA of Aspergillus wentii DTO 134E9, 1122 nucleotides long. RefSeq names its product hydroxymethylglutaryl-CoA reductase. Gene Ontology annotation, biological process: coenzyme A metabolic process; isoprenoid biosynthetic process. Gene Ontology annotation, molecular function: protein binding; hydroxymethylglutaryl-CoA reductase (NADPH) activity. Lineage: Eukaryota; Fungi; Ascomycota; Eurotiomycetes; Eurotiales; Aspergillaceae. The record is from RefSeq and is a predicted model, not a curated record. Bases 1 to 1122 code for a protein of 373 amino acids. The transcript has a single exon.
AUGUCUUCCAAAUUCCAAUCCCUGACCAACAACAUGCCAGCCGUGACCGAACACACCAACACAAACGCCGAUAUCCGCAUCGAAAACUUCAUCGGCUACAUCAAAGUGCCCCUCGGCCUGGCCGGCCCUCUAUCCAUCCACCCUCCCAACGGCGAGAAAGAAGAAAUCCACGCCCCACUCGCAACAACCGAGGCAGCCUUGAUCGCGAGCUGCUGCCGCGGCACCAAAGCAUUCAAUCUAUGCGGUGGCAUCCAGUUUGACAUUCUGGGCGAGGGAAUGGUGCGGGCGCCGCUUUUCCGGUUCCCCAGUCCCCGUGAAGCAAUUGCGUUUAGUAGACAAAUGGCAGUUGUUGAGCGGAUAUUUGCGGGGGCGGCGGAGGCGACGAGUCGUCAUUUGAGGUUGAAGAAGAUUAUUCCGCAUGUUAUUGGGCGCAGGGCGCAUCUCUACAUCAGCUAUUAUUCCGGUGACGCGGCGGGACAGAAUAUGGUGACUAUCGCCACGCAGUAUGGGUGUGAGCGGAUCAUGGAGGGUCCGCUCGCUUUGCAGUUGAAUAUCGAAAAGGCCACAUUGGAAGGCCAGAUGGCGUCAGAUAAGAAGCCGUCGUGGGGGAAUGUAAAGCAGCCGCGCGGCGUGGAGGUGAUGGCCUGGGGGAGUCUAUCGAAUGACGUCUGUCAGCGUGUCCUGGGAUGCACGACAGCAGAGCUACACCGGUGGCACAAUGCGUUUCUAGAAGGAGGAAUCCGCAACGGGCAGUUUGGCAGUAACGUGAACACGGCCAAUAUCGUCGCGGGCAUCUUUGUUGCUGCCGGCCAGGAUGCGGCCAGCAUCGGUGAAGGAUGCUGGAGCCAUCUUGUCAUGGAUUAUAUGCCGGAAACUGAGCGUCUUGUCGUCUCUUUGUAUUUCCCUUCUCUCCCGGUGGGCGUUGUCGGUGGGGGCACUUUGUAUCCUACCCAAAAGGAGUGUUUGGAGAUGAUGAAGUGUCGAGGAACCGGAGGGAAGAAACGGUUGGCAGGCAUCAUAGCUUCGUUUGCGUUGGCGUUGGAGGUCAGCACUGCUGCUGCACUGGCCACGAAUACAUUCUCGCAGGCGCAUCAGAGACUGGCGAGGAAGUCUCGUUUGUAG